AGCGCAUCUCAGGACUUGCCCGUCGGGCUCCCAAAGAAAUCUACCAAUCUACUUGGGCGCGGCGGCGGACCUCGGCGGCCGCGCCGCCCGCGCUCCGCCCGAGAGGGCCUCGGGGCGAGCCCAGCGCCUUUGCUGCGAUGACGCCCGUGCUCCCGCGCCUGCUCCUGCCGGCGCUGCUCGCCGCGCCGGCGGUGCUCCUCUGCGGCUGCGGCAAGAGCGGCGGCUCCGCCGCCUCCGCGGCCGACGAGGAGAUCCCGGGCGCCGAGCCCAACACGACAAGCCAAGCUGAGGGGCAGCCUGGCGGCGGCCCCAUGAAGCGCCAAGCUGGGGGGCAGCCUGGCGGCGGCCCCAUGGCUGAGGGGCAGCCUGGCGGCGGCCCCAUGAAGCGCCAAGCUGGGGGGCAGCCUGGAGGCGAAGAGGCCCCGGCGGCCGCGAAGCCCCGCGUAGAUCCCUCCACGUGGAGCGAGACGAAGAAGAACACGCUCAUCACCAUGGAACCCACAUCCUGCAAGAGCUACGCGGGCAAGAGCCGCGGCAAGAUUAGGACCUUUUUCGGCAUCGGCGACAACAGCUACCAGGCUGAGGUAGAUAAGAUUGGCAAGGUGUGCGGCGACUACGCUUCGCUGCAGAAGCAGGCCCAGAAGAAGAAGAAGGAGGUCGAGAAGCUGAAGACUGAGUUGAAGAAUGUCGAGGCCGAGCGCGACGACUGGAUGAAGGCCAUCCGGGAGGCGGUCGGGGAGAUCAAGCGGAAGGGCAGUGCGAUCGACGAGGUGGCCAGGCUGCUAGAUGAGCACGAGCAGAAGCGCGGCAAAUGAGCGGUGCCCUCAUCUCCCUGCCCCUCCGCUCGCUCUGCCUCACCCCCCCCCCUCCCCGCAGGCGAGCGGAUCGGAGCACGGAAGCAGUCAGCUUCUGAGGCCCGCGGUCGGUUUGCCCACCAGCUCCGGGUGGAAAAGAGGUUGUGCUACGGUG
This is a messenger RNA of Prorocentrum cordatum, 969 nucleotides long. The record is from the annotation of a GenBank genome assembly. NCBI's taxonomy places the organism in Eukaryota, Dinophyceae, Prorocentrales, Prorocentraceae.